AUGGCCGCGGCCCGCCCGCUGCUCAACGUGCUGACGCCGCCUCUCAUGAAGUUCCUCGUGCCGAGAGCGUGUGCCAAGAAGGCGGUGGACCCACUCCAGGGGUGGUUCUUGGAGUUUGUCAACAAGUACAAGCUGUGGUAUCUCGGCUGGCAGGGAGCCGUGCCCGUCUUCCACAACGCCACGGGCGAGUUCGUGGCGGCGUUCGCCACCUCGGGGGCCACGGGCGACCAGGACGAGGGCGCCAUCGACAUCGGCCUCGCCGCCGCGGGCCUGAAGCGGGUGGGCGCCCGCUGGCUGUGGUCCAGCCGGGAGGAGGUCGCGGCAGAGGCCAGCAGGCUCUUCGACAUCCAGGAGCGGAAGGUGAAGGCCGGCAAGGACAUGCCGCUGGUCGGGGUCGGCGGCCCGUUCACUGACACCAGGGUAGGGAACCUGGUCGACUGGGGGCUCGUGGACGAGAUCGGCGGGGCCCUGUCCGUCAUGGUCACGAUGAGGAUGGACGAGCUCAACCUGUGGGCGCGCGUGUUCGACUUCUCUCCGAGGCCAGACUACGAUAGCAUUACGGUGGGCAACAACCAGCUCGGGUUCGACCUCUAUUUUGCCAUCCGCCGGGGCUCCGAGCAGGCGGUGGUGGUCGUGCAGGAUUUCUUCAAGCUGGGUGAGGAGGUGACCGCCCUGUUCUCGGUCAACGAGGACGGGCACAUGAAAGUCUGGGCGGACGGCGAGCUGGUCGGAGAGCACCCCGCAGGGCAUACUCCACGAUUUGUCCCGAGGAGCCACCUCACCAUCGCAGGCCACCACGCGUACGGAGAGCAGGGUUUCAAGGGCAUGAUCGAGCAUGUGAAGGUCUGGAACAAGGAGGUCUCCUGGGAGGUGGCCGCCAACACCGAGCCCAAGCCGCUGCGGUACGCCUUCCUGGACCCCGACGCGGCGAAGCCCAAGCCGAAGCCCAAGCCGAGGCCCAAAGCGAAGCCAGAGGGGAAGUCCGGCAAGGCUGCUGCGAAGCAAGCGGCUGGCAAGGGCCGCGGCUGA
This is a messenger RNA of Prorocentrum cordatum, 1029 nucleotides long. Lineage: Eukaryota; Dinophyceae; Prorocentrales; Prorocentraceae. The record is from the annotation of a GenBank genome assembly.